This is a messenger RNA of Symbiodinium sp. CCMP2592, 3876 nucleotides long. The record is from the annotation of a GenBank genome assembly. NCBI's taxonomy places the organism in Eukaryota, Dinophyceae, Suessiales, Symbiodiniaceae.
AUGGCAGACGUCCCUGUGCCAGAGACCACUGCAGAAGAGGAGUUCGAGCUUUUUGGUCCAGGACCAGCUGCGGCAGCGCCUGAAGCGGCUGCUCAGCAGGAAGCGAAUCCGUUCGCUCCUGUGCAAGGUCCGGCUCCUGCUCCUCCGCAAGCAGCACAGCCUUCUGUACCAGCGGCGGGUUCGCCAUCUGGUGCUACUGUGCCUCCUGUGCAAAGUCCCAAGGCGUCGGCUCCACCUGUUCAGAGUCCGAAGGCUGCUGCUCCGAGUAGCAGCUCUGGUUCUGCAGGUUUUACGCCUGAGCAGAUGCCUGGAUUCAUGAUGGAAUUGCUUCGUCAGCAGAGAGAGAUGAUGGCAAUGAACCAGCAGCUCGUUGCGACGAUGCUCCGGAGAAUGGAUCUGGAGGAAGAGAGAAGGAACAAAGCGGAAGAGAAAGUUCACGAGGCAGCUGAAGCGGCCAAGCAGGCAGCAGAGGCAGCUAAGACUCGGGACCCCUUCCAGCCGAGCACUGCUCCCGCGAGCAGUUCUGCCGCGAGUUCGGCAGUUUCUCCGGCAGUUCCGUCUCCCUCUGGGUACUCUGGUGCUGGAGGCCGUGCAGAGAAGUAUCUGCCGAACCUUCCGGUGAUAGACCAUCAAGGCAUGGGGAAAGGGCGCAUGAAGGAGGUAGAGACUUGGCACUCCUUUAUGGAGACGCUGAGUUCCUGGCUUGCCCUGCAGGAAGAAGCGUUUGUUCGGGAACUGCAGCUUUGUAUCCCCGUGAAAAAGGAGAUUGUGCAAGCUGACUUGAAUCCCGAGACUGCAGCGCGUAGCUCCAAGCUGUUCUACUACUUGACGCAAUCCCUCGCCAAGUGGGAGCGAGGAAGCGAGCUCUUGAGGUCCUGCUCGAAGAGGCAGGGACAGAGCGCCGGCUACGAGGUGAUUAGAACGAUUACCUCUCAGUACUCCAUCGUGUCGCGGAUGGAAGCUGUCUUCGUGAGAGAACAGGCUUUGAAGUUGUACCAGCACGUUGGGCAUCUGAAGAGGCCCACCGACUUGAUUCGACAUCUUGAGGAUUCGUUUUCGAAGUCUGAAGCGAAGCUGAGCAACUUUCCGGAGCUUCAGCUGUCUGAGGCUGACCGCUGCUCUGUCCUUUUGCAGAGCUUGGGUGCAGAAGUGCGUCAGUACGUGGUACUGCACGGGUCCAGCUCGAACUGGGAAGCUCUUCGAAGGACGCUGACUUACUACGAGGAGCAGCUGCGACUGUGUGAGGCCCCUGGGUCUUCGGGCCGAGCCUUGCAGGAGAAGCUUUGCGACUACUGCGGGAAGAAGGGACACACAGCCGACAAGUGUUGGCAGCGCCAAAAGGAAGAACGCGGUGGUGCUCCGAAGGGCAAAGGGAAAGGAGACAAAGGAAAGCCGAAAGGCAAAGGCGACCAGACUCCCAAGGGAUCUGGCACGCCCCGUGGUUCCGAGAAGGGCCGAGUCGGGAGGAAGCGCCACAGUGAUGGCGAUGAGGUUUUCCUGUCCGGGGCGUGGUUCUUCGGAGCCCUCUUCUUCGGAUUUCGUGUUGUCAAGAAGUACGACCGAACGGCCAAUCUGUUCAACGCCUCGGGUGGUGCGAUCGUCGUUUCGGGGGUUGUCGACCUUGAGGUUCAUUUUGGAGAUGUUUUCCUGAGGUUGGAAGAGGUCUUGGUGGCGGAUGUUGGGUUCAACGUUGUUUCGCCUUGGACCGGGUCGGAACGGGGCUGGAAAACCUAUCUAGCCAAAUCGGGAUCACGAUUGUACAAAGGAAACGGAAAGAAGAGCAUCAAGCUGAUGGGCGCUUCGCGCGCCUGGUGGGCUCUGAGCGGGAGGUCCAAGGGCCGGGGGAAAGAGAAUUCUUCCAGACGCCCCCCGAAAGGGAUCGAGGAUAUGGAGAUAGAUGCCUUGAAGGACCGCGACCUGCUAGGAUCGAGCAAGGAGUCCACCGCAGGACCCCAGAAGCCUGGAGAAGGAAUCCUGAAGAAAGGAAGAAAGACUUCGGAAGAAGACGAGUCUGGUCUCCCUUUGGAGAUCAUAAUGGACGGUGCCAGCGGGGACGAGUUUACCCCGAGUGUUGCUUUGAGCAGUCCGGGCUCCCCAGGGGACCCGCCUACACCGCCAGCUUUGGAGAGCCCCUCUUUCGAACUACCGGGGGUCGAGCCGCCGGGUGGGGGACCAUCGUCGCCGGUGGCUGUCUACCCGUCGCCAGUGGUGACGGAAGCAGCGGAGAGCCCGUUGCUGGCGGAUGCGGCUGGAAGCCCUGUGGAGGAGAAUACUGCGAGGAGUCCGCCGAAGGCGGAUAUUGCAGCGAGCCCUUUGUUCUCAGAGAGCGAAGGGGAGGAGAGUUGGGGCCACAAAUGGCCGAAUCCCUCGAAGCGCCUGCGCGCUGGGGUUCCUUCAGAGGUCGAGGGGCCUACGCCACCUCGGGUUGGAAUCCCGGCGAACAUCUCGCCGGGUUCGCUGAGCCCUCCGUUUGGUGCGCUUCAGAUGGAUGUGGGAACCCAACUCCUCCUGAGAGCGUUGAGGCUGGAGGCUGGCCGCAGAUGGGAGCAUGCGGAAACACUAGGCCUUGCAAAGGUCUCGGUCGACUCUACCGAGCCUAUUCCGUUGCUCUCGCACUUGGCGGGGAUUCCAGCGAACAUGAACGAUGCCUACGAUGCCCCAUCCCUGGCGUUCUGUGCUCCAGGCCACGCCUUGAGAGCACUUUGCUCUCCGACGGCAACGAUGCUCGGUCCGAUAGGCCUGCCCGACCUAGAGCAUCCAGCUGCUUGGCUACCAGCCACUCCAGUGAUUCCGGUGACAGCGGCCUAUCCAGAGGAACCAUUGAGGGUUUCGAGGCCGAAGAUGGUGGAAUCGGAAGCCCAAUGUAUCAUUGGGCAGCAGGAAUGGGAGGUUUGGUUGGGACGUUGCCUAGAGGGCAAGAGCCUGGCAGAGUACGGGCUUCAUAUGGAAGACGUGGGGUUCGCCGUCAGGGUUACCGAACUUCUGGAGGCUCCACGGGCCGCUCGGGCGGCGUGGAAACGAAGGUUCCAGGAACCCAACCCUGUAUCUAUGUUACACUAUCUCUUCCAUUGUCGAGCUGUAUUGCAAACCUAUCUGGCUACGCCUGCUGGAUACAGGGGACUGGUGGGAGCGUAUUCGAGUCUGCUCGUAAAGGUGCCCCAGUCGGUCACCUCGCUCGAGCUCAAAACGGCUUGGGCAUACCUAGACUCGGGCAUAUAUCUCCGUGUUGCCCGAUAUUACAGGCGAAAACGAGAGGAGGAGCGCCUCCACGAGGCCCGGGAAUCCAUGCGAGCGGCAAGGGCCAAAUCGGCAGCGAUCCCUCAGGGCUCAACGAUGGAGGGCGGUGUUGUGGACACCUCCUCUUCGAGCUCCGACGAGGAAUCUUUGCUCCUUGGAGAAGGAGAAGUUACGGCGCUGAACAGGGCCCAGGGCCAAGAAGAUUUAUCAGACAUCGCGAUAUGGCGAACGUUGGAAGAACUCACAGGCCAGAGGCUGUCCCAAUUGGAUGGCUUUGUUGGGGCCGACGAGGGAAAUCAGCCCGCAGAGGCGGGACAGCCGGCACCGCCGAGCCCGGCUCCGUCCUCGGUGCCACCAGGAGAACUGGUUGCUACUGCAUUCAACCUCCCGAGGGUUUCGGCACCCAUGCUUCCGGAGGGGAUGCAAAGAGAGGACUAUCAAAGGCACGGCGUGAACAUCCCUCCGUCUGUUCCACCAAGAUCUCGUCUACCAACGCCUCCGAGAGCUAUGAGUGCUUCUGCCACAGGACAGACUGCCCAGGAACGGGCAUUUGUGCUCAGCCCGCCAUCUUUCAGCCACAGUCAAGUGACUGCGCAGGCGAGGCAGAUCCUAGAAGAGGGCCAAAGGCUCUUGGAGUGA